Egretta garzetta (little egret) is the source of this 1745-nucleotide messenger RNA. It is a transcript of the gene PLA2G7, whose product is annotated as phospholipase A2 group VII. The coding region runs from base 313 to 1512 and encodes 399 amino acids. The transcript is spliced from 11 exons. Gene Ontology annotation, molecular function: 1-alkyl-2-acetylglycerophosphocholine esterase activity. Lineage: Eukaryota; Metazoa; Chordata; Aves; Pelecaniformes; Ardeidae. The record is from RefSeq and is a predicted model, not a curated record.
CGCUGCGCCGUCCCCAGCCAAACCUUUCCUCCCCGCCUUUCUCUUCAGUGCACGGUGGUGUCUGAUCCUUGGGAUCCGGGACGCUCUGUUCCAAGGAGAUUCCCCCGCAGGGCAGGUCGGGUUGGUGACUCGGGAUUUCAGAGCUCAGCUUCUCAGAAGCAGAUUCUUGUAUCGGCUCAAGCUUGAAUUUCCCACUCCUGGAUCUUCCAACAAGGCUGGGCUGUUUUCAGGGUAGGUGAUGUGGUCGCACAGGCCGUGGCGGUCUCUCGAUUUGCUUUGUGUUUUUCCCCAGGUUUGUUGGUGAAAGCACCCAUGGAAAUGGAGAGCAGGAGCACUGAGAAGUUUUAUAGGAUCCCCAAAGGGAAGGGACCGCACUCGGUCGGAUGUACAGACCUGAUGACAGAAAAUGCAGUUGAGGGAAGCUUCUUGCGCCUGUAUUAUCCAUCAUGCGAUGCCACAGAUAACGAAGAGGCGCCGUGGAUUCCAGAUAAAGAGUACUAUCAGGGACUCUCUGACUUCCUUAAUAUGUACCGAAUUGUAGGAGAAAGGCUUUUCCAGUACUAUGUGGGUUCAGUGACCUGUCCUGCAAAGUCAAAUGCUGCUUUUAAGCCGGGAGAAAAAUACCCACUCCUCAUUUUUUCCCAUGGACUUGGAGCUUUUCGGACGAUCUAUUCGGCUAUUUGCAUAGAGAUGGCUUCCCAGGGCUUUAUAGUGGCUGCUGUGGAGCACAGAGAUGAAUCUGCUUCAGCAACGUAUUAUUGUAAAAGAAAGUCCGUUUCUGAGCCACAGGAAGAGUCUACAUCAAACAUGGAGAAGGAGUGGAUCUACUACAGGAAACUAAAAACUGGAGAGGAAGAGCGCUGUUUGCGCCAUAAGCAGGUGCAGCAAAGAGCGCAGGAGUGUAUCAAAGCUCUCAACCUCAUUCUUAAAAUCAAUUCAGGAGAGGAAGUAAUGAAUGUACUAAAUUCAGACUUUGACUGGAAUAGCCUAAAGGAUUCUGUUGAUACUAGCAGAAUAGCUGUGAUGGGACACUCUUUUGGUGGUGCUACAGUUAUUGAGAGUCUCAGCAAGGAAAUAAGAUUCAGGUGUGGCAUUGCCCUCGAUGCAUGGAUGCUUCCAGUAGGUGAUGACAUUUACCAGAACAGUGUCCAGCAACCACUGCUUUUUAUCAACUCUGAAAAAUUCCAGUGGGCUGACAAUAUCUUAAAGAUGAAGAAGCUCAGCUCCAAUGACACAAACAAGAAAAUGAUCACUAUCAAGGGGUCAGUACAUCAGAGCUUUCCUGACUUUACCUUUGUGAGUGGAGAAAUUAUUGGAAGAUUUUUCAAAUUAAAAGGAGAAAUAGAUCCAAAUGAAGCUAUUGAUAUAAGCAAUCAUGCUUCGCUAGCCUUCCUGCAGAAACAUUUGAGUCUUAAGAAAGAUUUUGAUAAGUGGGAUUCCCUUGUGGAUGGCGUAGGACCCAACGUUAUUCCUGGUACUAAUAUUGACUUAUCUCCAGCUGAACCUGAAUAAGGAAUACAAAAGAAGUACUGAAAAUGCCACGGACAUCAGGACACUAAUGUUGGCCAGACAUUGCUCAGACAUGUGAUAGCAUUGGCCACCAACACAGCUUUUGGGGUAUGGAACAAAAAAGAAAAAAGGCAUUAAGUUACAUUAUCAUAAAAAUGUAGAGAGGUUUUAGUUCAAAUGAGUUAGUGGGGUUCUCUGAAAUACUGCAACAGGGUAACUUCUGCUUUACAGGCAGC